Molecule: messenger RNA, 1712 nt
Organism: Salvelinus sp. IW2-2015
Lineage: Eukaryota; Metazoa; Chordata; Actinopteri; Salmoniformes; Salmonidae
Product: EF-hand domain-containing protein D2
Molecular function (GO): calcium ion binding
Source: RefSeq, a predicted model, not a curated record
UCAUUUAACAACAACUUGACUGCUCGUGUUGCACCUUUUAUGCUCUUAUUUGUUUGGGUUCGCCUGUGGUUGGUUUCAGAUGCUGUAAUUUAGCUCAAUUUAUGCUUUGAUGCUGAUGCUCGGUUGUGCUCCGCCUCCUCGAAACUGUCCAGGUUGAGAGGAGCUCAGAGUCACGAGCUGACAGACACAGCUGACCACCCUGAGUGCUAGGCACACGCUCCCAUCGCAUCAAGUCAAAAAGUAUCCUACGCAGCAUGGCAUCGGACGAAUUGGCGAGGAAACUACAGCCCAGGAUGGCCGCAGAGCAGGCUCCCCAAUUCAACCCGUGUGCACCAGAGGAGACCCGGGUGAAACCGAGCGACUCUGUCCCCGAGCAGCAGGAAAAAGCGGUGGUGGUCAUUGUCAAUGAUGCCACAUCGGAACUCACGGCGAAACUCACCCGGAGACUGGACAUUAACAAUGGGAACGCGGCGCCCAAGCAAGCCAAGGUAUUCAACCCCAGCACGGAAUUCAAAGAAUUCUCCCGCAAACAGAUCAAAGACAUGGAGAACAUUUUCAAACGGUUUGACAGUGGUAAGGACGGCUUCAUAGACCUGAUGGAGUUGAAGCUGAUGAUGGAGAAGCUGGGAGCUCCUCAGACCCACCUGGGCCUCAAGAACAUGAUCAGGGAGGUGGAUGAGGACUUCGACAGCAAGCUGAGCUACAGAGAGUUCCUGCUGAUCUUCAGGCGAGCAGCGGCAGGCGARCUGCAGGAGGAGAGUGGUCUGAUGGCUCUGGCCAGACUAUCUGAGAUAGACGUCUCCGCAGAGGGAGUCAUGAGGGCACGGGACUUCUUCGAGGCUAAGGUGCAGUCUCUAAAGGUGGGCAGUAAGUUUGAGGCUGAGAUCCGAGAGGAGCAGGAGGAACGGAAGAGACAGGCGCUUGUUAGGAAACAGAGACGGGCUGCCUUCAAAGAUCUGCAAUCUGCCUUCUGCUCAUAAUACAGUGCACACACACACACACACACACACACACACACUGAAACACACACACACGCGCACACUGAAACACACACACACACACUGAAACACACACACACACACACAAACUAAAACAUGCAUGAUCAUGCGCAUACUCACUUGCACAUUAAGGGAGGUUUUAAAGUAGUUCCAUAGCUUCCCUGAAUACACACAUAAUAAUAUUUGAUUUAAUAAUGAAAGUUUGACAUUAAGGUUAUUGUUAUGAUAUUACUGUUGUGAUUUAUUGUUAUUAUUGUUCUAAUUAACAGGAUUGUAUUAGCUAUUAUACACAAUAUUCUCACUUAGUUUAAAACAGUAACAGAAAAAUCUAUUUUCUUAAAAUAGAUCCGAGGCUAUUUCCCAUCAAUAAUUAAAUUGUUUAAUGUUUGAUGUACAUUACAGAAAAGGUUAUGUGGAGUAAUGUUUUGACCAAUUUAUGUGUAGAAGGCAAACUUAUGUUAAAAUACCUGUGUCCAAAAAUUCCCUAGCCACCUUUUUUUUCUGUUGAAACCUUUAAAAAUCACUCUAUGAAUAUACGUUUUUACUAUUGGCAUAUUGUAGGUGGUGCUGUUAUAUUGAAUAUUGACCUGUCAUCCAUGUUUGUUUAAUUUCUAGAAACAUACCAUCAUGUAACACUGUAUUAUUAUGUUGUCUUAUGUGUUCUGAAAUAAAAGGAAAUGGAUUGUAUUGUAUUUUUCCAUAAAUAAAACAAUG